CAACAAACCGCCAUGUCCCUCAAGCAGCUGCCCAAGGCCGUCAAGGAGCUCCGCCUGCACCUGUGCCAGACCUCGCCAGCGUCGGCCGGCGUGAGGCAAUGGAUCUCGGCGUCCUACCCCGCCCUCAAGGCGUCCAACCCCGACGUCAAGGUGCUCAUCCGCGAGGCGCAGGGCGUGUCCCCUCGCGCGUUUGUCCGCUUUGAGCGCGGAGUCGAGUCGCAGACCGGCCUCGACAACUUCUCGGCCAACGACGUCAACGCCGCGCUGGCCAAGCUUGCCGGCCAGUAGAGAAAUAUGCACGCAUGGUUAGG
Molecule: messenger RNA, 311 nt
Organism: Vanrija pseudolonga
Lineage: Eukaryota; Fungi; Basidiomycota; Tremellomycetes; Trichosporonales; Trichosporonaceae
Gene: NDUFA2
Product: NADH dehydrogenase [ubiquinone] 1 alpha subcomplex subunit 2
Exons: 3
Coding region: 13-288 (91 amino acids)
Source: RefSeq, a predicted model, not a curated record